This is a messenger RNA of Tachysurus vachellii, 2669 nucleotides long. RefSeq lists its product as uncharacterized. NCBI's taxonomy places the organism in Eukaryota, Metazoa, Chordata, Actinopteri, Siluriformes, Bagridae. Bases 144 to 2645 code for a protein of 833 amino acids. The record is from RefSeq and is a predicted model, not a curated record. The transcript is spliced from 16 exons.
UGUCACCACUGAAGGCAAGAACAGGCCUAUUCCUGUUAAUUAAUCAUGCCUGCACAUCAGACAAUCUAUGCUAUAGUGAUUUUAUUCUCUGGCUUUACUACCAUGCAUUUGAAGGUCGGCGGGAUGCAGACAAAAGUCUUGCUAUGUUUAACUAUUGGCUUCAGUGUUCCAUAGACCUGAACAAGAAAGAGUUGCUAAAUCUAUGCUUUGGUCAGUGUCAUGGCCUGUGGAUGUUUCUAGAUCAGACAUCCUUCACUAACUUAUGUCUACUGAUACAGAAACUUAAAAACCUGCACUCAUUGGCUUGCUGGGGACACAAAUGUGUGAUGGGUCAAAUUAAUGCCAUAGCUAUGACACAAUGUGGAUGUCGGAAUCUGGGACUGCACAUGCUCAGACAACACAUCCUGCUGGGAAGACUCGUACAGUGGUGGAGCUUCAGUGGACUUCUGCCGCAGUACCCAGAUGCCAGUGAGUUGAAGCAGAUCUCUGAGAUGUGGCAGCGGUUGAACCAGCAGCACAAAACCACUUGUCUGGACCUGCGAUGUGAUACUGAGGAUAAAUAUAGAGGGAACUCUAUUAUACAUGGUAUGGUGGCUCAUAUGCACAAACAAUAUGGGCCACUAUUGGUUUCAGAAGACUGCACCUACCAGACAUACCCACCACCUUCACUACAAUCUCUUCUAAAGCUAGUACUGGCCUCUUAUAUGGACACCACAUCUGCCCUAGCCAUUAUAAUGUAUUUUGUUUUGGACGUGUCUAACAUGCAGGGUAAAGGUGAUCUCCUUACGUCUUUCUGCCAUACCUUUAGCAUACCAUCCAGCUUCUUCCAACAAAUCUAUGAGUUUUGGCUCCUAGACCAUGGCUUUGUAUCAAAUUCUCUUGGAAAUCUUUUGAGCCCCAAGACCAGUUCAGGAAUGUUAUCAUGUCACAGUUAUGCUGUCUUGAGGACCUUGCUGAGACAGGGGCAGAGGGAAGCAGCACUGAAAUACCUCUACUACACUAACCCUGCUAUAGAGAAUGCUCAGAAUGCCAGACUGUAUGUGGAUGUGCUCUUACAGAACAACCAUGUUGGUGGAGCUCAGAUUCUGCUCAGGUGGUGCCAACCAGGAAAGGAAUAUCUACUUCACAAUUUCACAUGUGGCUGUGAAAAUCCCAGUCUCUGUGGGGAAAUACUGGCCAGUAAUAUUCCACAUCUCAAAUUAUCAGAGAGACCAUAUUCUACUAAACCUGAAAAAAUAAACCAAGGAAAUACAGUUGAUACAGGUGAUACAGUUGCAAGAAAUAAGUUUGUUGGAAAAGGACAUAUUCCUCAUCCAUUUUCUGCACUGCUCUACCAAUGUCUGUUCAAUGGCUCUCUAACUCCUGGAGAUUUUCUCAAAUUAUUUAGAGAAUCUGUGACAGACCUUAACUCAUCAAAACAACACACAAGGCUGAUGGUGGUGUGGCCAACAUACAUAGAGAACAAUGAAGAUAACAGGAAUACUUCUCAGUCACCUGAGACAUUUUGUCAUUUAGCCUUUCCUCCUAGUCCUGUAGAGCUCCAGAAGGAACAAAUGAAGUUGUUACAGAAUGAUGGAAUGGAGGUUUAUGUGUCUCCAGCAGAUGUCUCUCCUGGCUCAACAUCUGCAGACAGCAUGGAGUCUUCAUGCUCCUUCAUUGCUUCCUCCUCCCCUUCAUUUCUUCCCCCUCUCCAGCAUCCGCUGUGUGGCAAUCACAUGCCAUCUAAAGAUGUUACCCAGUACUGUUCUCCUUUCACCCUCACUGCAGGGUGCAGCUCAAAGGCAACGCUCAUCAAAAGCUUGUGCAAAGAAAGUGUAGAUGAGCUGGUCAGCUCUGAGAACGAAGUGAUUGAUGAUAAGGUCACAGAGCCACAUUCAGAGAGCAUUAGAGCAGGAUAUGAGAGAGAACAGUUCCGUGUUUUAUCUUCUGAGAGUGUUUAUAUCCAAGACUCCUUUUGUGAUGAAGCUUCUGGAUCAAGCAGCUUUUUGGACCUGAAGCCUUUAAAAAGAGCACUGGAGCCUUACCCUCCAGUUAAGAAGAGCCUUGGGUCCUUCUGUUAUGAUCCCCAGAAUGUCACAGACCAGCCGGAGAUCCUCACUUCAUGUGCCCGUGCUGAGACUAUGCAGGAGCUUCUGGAGCAGAUCCAUGAUCAGGCCCUUAUAUUAAAGGCUGGAAAUCACAAACAACCAUCAGUUUUAGAGUCUGUCAGGAGUUCCAAUCUGUUAAUGGAUUUUAAACCAGUAUGGCCUGGCUCUCGUCCUCAUCAGCCCCAGAGUUCUCUUGGAACUUCACUAUUACCACUGAACCCCAUUGAGAAGACCAGAGACAAAGCAACCAGUGAGGGCAGAAAUGUAGGAAUUAAAGAGGUAGUGUGUUUUAGGACCACAUCAGAUCGAGUGGGUGACUAUAAACUGGGCAGCUGGUGGAAGCAGGCUCUGGAGACAAGAAGAGCCUCCACUGGAUUGCUGCCUGCUAUCGAGCAGGUGCCUGCUGUCACGAAAGAGAAAAGACACCCUCUUUUUCUAGGAUGGCCUCAGUCUCAUGGGCUUAUCAGAGGACUCAAACAAGAGGUUAUACAGGCUACAAAGGAUGAGUCAAGCAGAAAAGCUGAAGGGAAAAGGUGCAAACAGGUCAAACAAUUCUGAGAGAGAGCGAGAGUGAGAAAGGAC